UUCCUCAUCAUAUGCAUACGUGGCUCUCCGAUAGAUGAUUCAACAUUAUUCAAAACACAUUUUUUUCUUUAUUUUGAAUUUCUUCAUACACACAUUUCGGAUUCCUUAGCUUCCAGCUGAACUCCAGCAUCCAGUACCGCUCUACAACAAGCAGUUGCCGAACUUUUCCUGCAUCAACUUUAGAACAUCACUUCUCAUGGCAGCUUUUCAGAGCACUCCAUGGAGUUGUAUUUCUGGGACAUUAGGAAUAAUAUGCUUUUUGCUGAUGGCUACUUUGGGAAUAUUGUUGAAAAUGUCAUAUACUAAACAAAAGAUUCAACCACCAUUGUCUCCAGGAUCCACCGAGGAACUUCAGGAAGGCUCUGAUUGCUGUUCUUGCAGAGAAAAGUGGAUUGGAUACAAAUGCAACUGUUACUUCUUUUCUAAUGAACAGAAACCUUGGGCAGAGAGUAGGGAUUUCUGUGCUUCUCAGAAUUCUAGUCUACUUCAGCUGGAAAGCAGAGAUGAACUGGGUUUUGCAAAGUCCCUUCAAUAUUUUCACUGGAUUGGGCUCUCUUAUAGUCAUGCCAGCAGUGCCUGGUUGUGGGAAGAUGGCUCCACUCUCUCCUUUGAUCUAUUUUCAUUCCCUCUAAGUCAAAAUCCAGAAAGAUGCAUAUUGUAUAGUUUGAGCGAAGGUCUUUUGGAGGAAAGCUGUGUGAGAAAACAUCCUUAUAUCUGUAAGCAACGGCUCAUGUAAGUGUUAUAUAAGUGUUUCUGAGGGUAGAAGCAAUGCAGGUCCAGAUGCACUGAGAAUAGUACCUCUUAGCUCUUAUUACUGUUUAUCUACUGGGAUCUGUGAAAUGGUUCAUGUUGUGUGUUAUCAUACCAUUUGUAUAUAUUUGAAAUCAUGUGUUUUAAAAUUGAGGAAAUAUUUGUGCCUACACUUGAACUUAUAAAGAUUCAAAUAAAGAAUUUUAUGAAAAUUUUCUA
Messenger RNA from Choloepus didactylus (southern two-toed sloth), 969 nucleotides. RefSeq names its product natural killer cells antigen CD94-like. The transcript is spliced from 6 exons. Lineage: Eukaryota; Metazoa; Chordata; Mammalia; Pilosa; Megalonychidae. The record is from RefSeq and is a predicted model, not a curated record. Bases 197 to 736 code for a protein of 179 amino acids. Gene Ontology annotation, biological process: positive regulation of natural killer cell mediated cytotoxicity; stimulatory C-type lectin receptor signaling pathway.